Molecule: messenger RNA, 1999 nt
Organism: Ananas comosus (pineapple)
Lineage: Eukaryota; Viridiplantae; Streptophyta; Magnoliopsida; Poales; Bromeliaceae
Product: fatty acyl-CoA reductase 2
Exons: 9
Coding region: 1-1872 (623 amino acids)
Biological process (GO): suberin biosynthetic process; long-chain fatty-acyl-CoA metabolic process
Cellular component (GO): intracellular membrane-bounded organelle
Molecular function (GO): alcohol-forming very long-chain fatty acyl-CoA reductase (NADP+) activity
Source: RefSeq, a predicted model, not a curated record
AUGGGAAGUUCAUGCAUAGACUCCUCCCAUGUGUUGCCUGAGAGGCCUCUAACCUCUUCAUCCAUUAAUAGAAAUCGGUCUCGUCGUGUGGUUUUCCUCUCGCUGCCGUCGCAAAAAAGGAAUACCAACAUAGUCUGUUGUAGUGUCAAUGGAAAUGCGAGCAGCUCCAAAUGGUGUUCUACUUCUCCCCUCUUCUCAGAUAGGUUAGACGUGCCGGUAGAAGAGGAUCAGGUGGUUUUCUCGCCUGAGAAGGCGAUCCACAAGGAUGUAGAAACAAUGAAUUCGACAUCUUGCAAGGAAGCAGAGGCUAGGACUGUUACUUUAAGAAGUGGUGAAGAAGGCAUUGGGAUUGUCAGAUUUCUUGGAGGCAAGAACUUUCUCAUCACUGGUGCAACCGGCUUCCUCGCGAAAGUUCUUAUUGAGAAGAUUUUGAGGACAAAUCCUUCUGUUGGAAAGAUAUAUGUCCUAAUCAAGGCCAAGGAUAAGGAAGCAGCAAUGAAGAGGCUGAAGACCGAAAUAGUAAAUACAGAACUCUUCAGAUGCUUACAAGAGAUCCAUGGAAAGAAUUACCAAUCUUUCAUGCUUAGGAAGCUUAUUCCUGUGGUAGGGGAUGUCAGGGUAGGCAACAUUGGCAUUAAGCCUGAGAUUGCCGAAAAGAUUUCUGAAGAAGUAGAUGUUAUAAUAAAUUCAGCAGCAAAUACCACUUUUGAUGAGAGGUACGAUGUAGCCCUCGACAUAAACACCAUAGGACCUUGCAGACUGAUGAGCUUUGCGAAGCGGUUUAAGAGACUUAAACUCUUCUUACAAGUAUCAACGGCAUAUGUGAAUGGGCAGAGACAAGGUAGGAUCUUGGAGAAGCCCUUUCGCAUAGGGGACACGAUAACAAAAGAGACAAAUUUGUCGAAAUCUGCAGCAAAACACACACCCAUGUUAGAUAUCGAGGCCGAAAUCAAGUUGGCGUUUGACUCUAGAAGGAAUUCUAGUGAUGCUUCUGCUGUUCAAGAGAUGAAAGAUUUGGGCUUAAAGAGAGCAAAGAUCUAUGGGUGGCAGGACACUUAUGUGUUCACGAAGGCCAUGGGGGAGAUGGUUAUAAACUGCAUGCGAGGCGACAUACCGGUGAUCACAAUAAGGCCUAGUGUGAUUGAAAGCACUUGGAAAGAACCAUUCCCCGGUUGGAUGGAAGGCAAUAGAAUGAUGGACCCUAUUGUUCUAUACUACGGCAAAGGCCAACUCACUGGAUUUCUCGCUGACCCCGAUGGAGUGCUUGAUGUUGUUCCAGCUGACAUGGUUGUAAAUGCAACUUUAGCAGCCAUGGCAAAACAUGGCUCAUGUGGGGAGCCAGGGAUGCAUGUCUAUCAUGUGGCUUCCUCUAUCGUCAAUCCCCUGGUGUUCCAAGACUUGGCUAGAAUUCUCUUCGAACACUUCAGUACAAAUCCUUGUGUGGAUAUGCGAGGGAGGCCAAUCCUUGUUCCUCAGAUGAAGCUUUUCAGCGACAUGAGCAAGUUCUCAACUUAUGUUUCUGUCGAUGCCGUGCAGAAGAGCAGCAGAGCAGCAGAGGCAGCCGGUGCUUCUACGCAGGAGAAGCUGUUGCAGAGAUUGAAGAACAUAUGCACGAAAUCUGUGGAGCAGGCCAUCUAUUUGGCUAACAUCUAUGAGCCAUAUACUUUCUAUGGCGGAAGGUUUGACAACACAAACACGGAAAAUUUGAUGGAUGAGAUGUCUGAGGAUGAGAAGAGGAGCUUUCCUUUCGAUGUUAGAAGCAUUGACUGGAAGGAAUACAUCUCCAAGGUCCAUAUUCCUGGACUGAGGAAACAUGUCAUGAAGGGAAGGGGCAUGUGUUCCAGGCCCCAGCUAGUGAACUCCUCAAUGUGAAAUUUUGCAGAUACACAUUCAGCAAUUACAGUAACCAUCAAGCACGAGAACUCCUGCUAAAACAGAUCCCGUGGCCAACCUUAUUUGAUAGGUCUUCUGAAAAUACACCGAGCUGGUUGUUUGUAUG